UGCACCAGAGAUAAGGGGCAGAAGUUAUUGGGAAGAUGCACCUUCUUUGUUGCUCAAAACUAUCUACAAAUCAUCGCCUCAAAAGGGAAAAUCACAGCAGAAUACAACAGUUUUAUUCGCUCAAAUUACCAAAGAAUCUUAAAAACUAUAGUCGGAUAAGCUAUUGUUAUCCCAGCUGGUCUGGCCUUGAACUUGUUCCCUUCGCAGUUAUUGCUAAUUGAACGCACAUAGAACGGACUCCCUGCUGCUGCCCCCACCACCCCCCAUCUUCCCGCCCCUUCCCCAGCUCCGAUUCCCGCCCAAAAUGCUUCAACAUCCUGCCACAGAUUUCUACGAUCUGGCCGCGGCCAAUGCGGCCGCUGUCCUCACCGCCCGCCACACACCCCCCUACAGCCCCACAGGCCUGAGUGGCUCGGUGGCGCUCCUCAACAACAACAACAACAACAACAACAACAACAGCAGCAGCACCGGCAACAGCAAUAACAACAACAAUAACAAUCUGGACAUCAUGACGCACAAUGGAGUGGUAGUGGGCGGCGGCGUAGGCACCGGUGGACUGCACCUAACGGGUGGCAGCAAUGGGGGAGUGACGGGAGGUGGUGCCUCCGGCGGAAGGGAGAACCUGCCGAGCUUCGGCUUCACCCAGGAGCAGGUGGCCUGCGUCUGCGAGGUCCUGCAGCAGGCCGGCAACAUCGAAAGACUGGGCCGCUUCCUCUGGUCGCUGCCACAAUGUGAUAAGCUGCAGCUGAACGAGUCCGUGCUGAAGGCCAAGGCGGUCGUUGCAUUCCAUCGCGGCCAGUACAAGGAGCUGUAUCGCCUGCUCGAGCAUCAUCACUUCUCGGCCCAAAAUCACGCCAAGCUCCAGGCCCUGUGGUUGAAAGCGCAUUAUGUGGAAGCCGAAAAACUGCGCGGAAGACCCUUGGGUGCUGUUGGCAAAUAUCGGGUUCGUCGCAAAUUUCCAUUGCCCCGCACCAUCUGGGAUGGCGAGGAGACGAGCUACUGUUUUAAGGAGAAAUCCCGCUCUGUACUGAGAGACUGGUACUCGCACAAUCCAUAUCCAUCGCCCCGGGAGAAACGCGAUCUGGCCGAGGCCACCGGGCUGACCACCACGCAGGUUUCCAAUUGGUUCAAGAAUCGACGACAAAGAGAUCGAGCCGCCGAGCAUAAAGACGGCUCCACGGACAAACAACACUUGGACUCCUCCAGCGACUCGGAGAUGGAGGGCAGCAUGUUGCCCAGUCAAAGCGCACAACAACAACAACAGCAGCAGCAGCAGCAGCAGCAGUCACCCAACAACAACGGCCUGCAUCAACAGCAACUGCAGCAUGCUGCCGCCGAACAGAGCCUGCAUCAUCACCCCCAUCAGCAACACCAUCCCGCCGCCACCGGGCCCACAAGCGUUGUCAGCAAGACAGGUCACAGUGGGGCAGGCGGUGGUGGCGGGGGCGGGGGCGGUGGCGGUGGCGGUGGCGCCGCAACAGCAACACAAAUGCAAAUGCCACCCCUCUCCGCUGCCGUCGCCUACUCCCACCUGCAUAGUGUGAUGGGCGCCAUGCCCAUGACCAUGUACGACAUGGGGGAGUAUCAGCACUUAUGAUUCUAGUUGGAGGCGGCUGCUGCCGCUACCAGCGGGAGCGGAAGCGGAGGCGGGAAGGCAAGCGGAAACGAAAGCACGAGUCCGAGUGCCACCGCUAACAGCAGCAAUGCCUACGGGUGGUCAAUGUCAGUGCCGUCGGCGCACUAUCAGCGCCAGCAGGAUCUGUCGGAAAGCUUUUACUUCUGAUUCGAUCCGAACCGAUCCUCGAGCGGAGCUGGGCGGAACCUUAGCAAUAUUUAGAGAGCGCAUUGUCGUAGCAACAAAUUCUAUUUAAUCGUUAGACACAGCAACACUUUCUGCAUAAGCUAGCAUUUUUCUGCAAUCAAUGGAAAGAGAGAGAUACGGAGAUAUACAGAAAGAGGGGGAGGGAGAGGGAGAAAAAAGGCACCACGCUGCAGCACAAGCUUUUGGCAACCCAAAAAAACCUAGAGAGAAAACUUGCAAGAAAACUGCAUCGAUCUGUGUAAAUAGCUAGGCUAGGUUUUAGUUUUAGAGCGGUUGGAGGCGGAGGCAGGUACAACCGAAAUGCAAAUCAAAUCGAAAUGUGCAAACAAUUAUACAUAUACGACUAUUAUAUAUUAUUAUAUACAUCUGUAUCUACUUAAUGCAUAAAUUAUACACUUUUAAUUGUAGCCUUUAGUAAUCAUA
Drosophila persimilis is the source of this 2245-nucleotide messenger RNA. RefSeq names its product protein sine oculis. Gene Ontology annotation, biological process: regulation of transcription by RNA polymerase II. Bases 305 to 1597 code for a protein of 430 amino acids. The record is from RefSeq and is a predicted model, not a curated record. Gene Ontology annotation, molecular function: DNA-binding transcription factor activity, RNA polymerase II-specific; RNA polymerase II cis-regulatory region sequence-specific DNA binding. The transcript has 7 exons. NCBI's taxonomy places the organism in Eukaryota, Metazoa, Arthropoda, Insecta, Diptera, Drosophilidae. Gene Ontology annotation, cellular component: nucleus; transcription regulator complex.